AGGCAGGCACGCACGCAGACACGAAGGGAGGUUUUGGACGAUGGCGCCAUUUUCACGAUUUCUCUUGGCGGUGGCGCUCCUCCCCGUCGUCGACGUCGCUGCCGGUGCUGCGCCCCGCGGCACGCGCUACUCCGGCAUCUUCAGCUUCGGCGACUCCCUCACCGACACCGGGAACUCGCUACGUCUAGCGGCCACCGGUUCGGGGCCAUCCAGCCGGCCGCCAUACGGCGAGACCUUCUUCCGCCACCCCACCGGUCGGGCGUCCGACGGCCGGCUCGUCAUCGACUUCAUCGUUGAGGCGCUGGGGCUACCGAACCCAAGGCCGUAUCUCGCCGGCAAGAGUGCAGGCGAUUUCCGGCGCGGCGUAAACUUCGCGGUGGGUGGAUCAACGGCGCUUGGCCCAGAUUUCUUCGACAGCAGAGGGCUUAAGCCGUUCGUGCCUGUUACUUUCACAAACCAAACCAGCUGGUUCAAGGACGUUUUACAGCUUCUUGGCUCGGUUCACGAGGGGAGAAGGAUGAUGGCGAGGUCGCUGUUCCUGGUCGGGGAGAUUGGAGUGAAUGACUACCUCGUGGCCUUGGGGAACAACACCGUUGGGGUCGGGGAGUUGCGGACCUUCGUGCCGCACAUCGUCGCCGCCGUCCGUUCAGUCCUGACCGAGGUGAUCGCCGCCGGCGCGAGAACGGUCCUAGUUCCCGGCAUGAUACCGCUCGGCUGCGAGCCGCAGCUGCUGGCCCUCUACAGGAGCGGCGACUACGACCCGGAGACCGGAUGCAUCACGGAGCUCAACGAUCUCGCGGAGCUGCACAACCGCGCGCUGAACGGCAUGCUCCGUCAGCUCCGGCGAGCUCACCCGGGCGUGGCCAUCCUCUAUGCAGACCUCUACGCCGCCGUCGCCGACUUCAUCGUUUCCCCGCGAAAAUACGGGUUUAGGGAUAAGCCGCUGGCGGCGUGCUGCGGCGGCGGGAAGGGCGCCUACAACUUCAACAUGACGGCCUUCUGCGGCGCGGCGGGGACGGCGGCGUGCGCCGACCCGUCGGAGUUCGUGUCCUGGGACGGGGUGCACUUCACGGAGGCCGCCAAUAGGCACAUCGCCUGCGCCACGCUCAAGAUCAACUCGCCAACCCUGUUAAGCUCGUGGACGGCGGAGGCAGUGCAAAGGGUUGGGUGCGCCGCGUGAAAGGCGACAGCGACAAGGUUUUU
Molecule: messenger RNA, 1203 nt
Organism: Lolium rigidum
Lineage: Eukaryota; Viridiplantae; Streptophyta; Magnoliopsida; Poales; Poaceae
Product: GDSL esterase/lipase At1g28590-like
Exons: 5
Coding region: 41-1180 (379 amino acids)
Molecular function (GO): hydrolase activity, acting on ester bonds
Source: RefSeq, a predicted model, not a curated record